This is a messenger RNA of Acanthopagrus latus (yellowfin seabream), 1399 nucleotides long. RefSeq names its product aquaporin-3-like. The transcript has 5 exons. Gene Ontology annotation, cellular component: basolateral plasma membrane; plasma membrane. Gene Ontology annotation, molecular function: water channel activity; urea transmembrane transporter activity; glycerol channel activity. The coding region runs from base 1 to 789 and encodes 262 amino acids. The record is from RefSeq and is a predicted model, not a curated record. Gene Ontology annotation, biological process: glycerol transmembrane transport; water transport. Lineage: Eukaryota; Metazoa; Chordata; Actinopteri; Spariformes; Sparidae.
AUGUUUGGUUGCGGUGCGGUCGCUCAGCUGGUGCUGAGCCGAGGCUCCCAUGCCACGUUCCUUUCUGUCAACUUGGCCUUUGGUUUUGCUGCAACCUUGGGCAUCCUCGUGAGUGGACAGGUCUCAGGUGGUCAUCUGAACCCGGCGGUGACCUUGGCGUUGUGUUUACUCGGGAGAGUUCCUUGGAGGAAGUUCCCGCUGUUCUUUUUCUUCCAAACUCUCGGAGCCUUUCUGGGUGCAGCGGUUGUGUUCGGCUUGUAUUUUGAUGCACUGCAGGACUUCAGCCAGGGGGAGCUGGUCGUGGUGGGAAAGAACGCCACAGCCGGGAUAUUCGCCACGUAUCCAUCCAAACAUCUCAGCCCGGUUAACGGCCUCUUUGAUCAGAUUAUUGGGACGGCGGCGUUGAUCAUAUGCAUCCUGGCCAUAGUCGAUCCACACAACAAUCCUGUCCCUCGAGGCCUGGAGCCCUUCACCGUAGGCUUUGUGGUGUUGGUCAUCGGCCUGUCGAUGGGCUUCAACUCUGGCUACGCCGUCAACCCAGCCAGGGACCUCGGACCGCGCGCCUUCACGGCACUUGCAGGCUGGGGCGGAGAGGUUUUCACAGCAAACACCUACUGGUUCUUAGUGCCGAUCUGUGCCCCCUUCUUGGGUGCAGUGGUGGGUGUGCUGAUGUACCAGCUGAUGAUUGGAUAUCAUUUAGAAAGAGACGCCCAGGAGAAGCAGAAGAGGAAGAAGGAGGAGGAGGAGAGGCUCAAACUCUCCAGUAUUACAACCAACGAGGAUGCAUGAGCACUUCUGAAUCUCUUUAAGCAGUCAUGUCAAAGAAGAUUACGUUCUUUCCUGAAAACUGUUUCUUCUGCUCGUCAGGGGAACUCCUGUUGCUUUUCACACACCUCUUUAACUAACAUCCCUCAUAAGAUAAACAUUUAAGCCAUCGAUCAGUAUUCAUGGAAACAUCGUCUUACAUGACAUCUCAUAAUAGACGGGAACAGCUUCUGAGGAAAACAUGGCACUGGUUUCAUUUCACUGUACUCCAGCGAGCCCUUUCAUUUCAGCUUGAAGCAAAACACUGCUUCCUUCAUGCUGCUGUGUCUGACAAAACAAAUAUAUCAGCUCACAGAACAAACAAAAAAGCCAAACAAAAGAAAGUUUUGGUUGAAGACGUACUUGAAUGGUGUCUAACGUGAAAGAAAACCUCCAAAUCACCCUCUUCUACUUCACUUUCUAUCAGGUCUAAGAACUGCGUGAUACUGCACCUCUGGCACAUUUGGCACAUUUUAUAAACCAAUUCAACUUUUAAAUGUGCAAACAAUUCUGUCCUUGGAAAUCCUGAUUAUUUGUGUCACAUUGUUCCUGACGUUUACCUGAUCAAAACAAUGAUCUACAAAGUAUUAAAACA